Coregonus clupeaformis (lake whitefish) is the source of this 612-nucleotide messenger RNA. Its product is annotated as protein CEBPZOS. The record is from RefSeq and is a predicted model, not a curated record. NCBI's taxonomy places the organism in Eukaryota, Metazoa, Chordata, Actinopteri, Salmoniformes, Salmonidae. The coding region runs from base 80 to 322 and encodes 80 amino acids. The transcript is spliced from 5 exons.
GCUUUUCACACCGCCCUGUAUGUCUCACCUGAGUUUCCGUACUGCACUCAGGAAGUAAAAUUAUACAAGGUCAUGCAAGAUGGCCCCCAAACCAUUAGCACCGUUAGCAAAGAGACUGUUCAAAGGAGUAGUACUACUUGAAGUGGCAGGUGUGCUGGGUGCUUAUGGUCUUUUUUACAAGAUGAACACAAGUCAAGAUUUCAGGAACAGUAUGAACAACAUGCUCCCCUCUGUACUGGAAGUUUAUUACAAGUCCAACGAAUAUGCAGGGGUUUAUGGGAUUCGAGAGAAAGACCUUGAAGAUUGGUCCAAGAAGGCAUAGAGGGUCUUGACGUCUCUGCCUCGGACCCAGUCGUCCCUCUGGGCUUCCCACUUGAGCUGCCUGACACCUGGAGGAAGAGAAGACAGAAGAGCAAUGAGCAAAAACCACAGACAGACUGCACCCUCUACUGAAGUUAGUUCAUCAUCUGUAUUCAACAACCUGCUUCAUUCGAAAUGUGCCCAGUUGUUAUCUUAGGGUUACCUUUAGAUCUGUGGUUCUCAAUCCUGGUCCUAGGGACCCAAAGGGGUGCACAUUUUUGUUUUUGCCCUAGCACUACACACCUGAUUCAA